Messenger RNA from Harmonia axyridis, 3943 nucleotides. Its product is annotated as fibronectin type III domain-containing protein 5. The record is from RefSeq and is a predicted model, not a curated record. The coding region runs from base 154 to 1095 and encodes 313 amino acids. The transcript is spliced from 6 exons. Gene Ontology annotation, molecular function: protein binding. Lineage: Eukaryota; Metazoa; Arthropoda; Insecta; Coleoptera; Coccinellidae.
UACUUAUUUAUAAUCUCUUCUGUUUCAGAUAGAAAUCCAUCACUUACUUACGAUGAGAAAAAGGAAAGGAUGGAAUUUUUCUAUGGUGGAGUGACAGGCUGAGAGCCUCUGCCACCAUGUUUGGGGCAAUGCACUAUUGCAUGUUCUGAUAAUAUGAUCUUAUUGGUUGCGACACUUCUGCUACUCAGUGCCGGAUCAGCAGGUUCCAUGCCAAAUGGUCCCGGAGUUCCAGAAAACAUCACAGUUACUUUCAUAAACCCCACAUCUGUCAAGGUGUCGUGGUCAACUUCUUUCGAGAUAGUCGAGAAAUACGAUGUCACGUACAAACCAACAGAUGCCAGUUACAGAGUGGUGGCAGUCGUCGCAGGCAAUUCAGAUGCUGUGACCUUGAGCGGACUCAAAGCGGACACUCAGUACCAGCUGACUGUCGCCGCCGUUUGGGGUGGCAGAAAAUAUAGAAGUAGGCCCAUCGUCUUCCGAACGCUGGAGCCCCCACAGUCAUCCCCCCAGCAAGACUCCCUGGCUAGCUCCACCGCGGGGUCUCCUACGUCAAGGGAGGUUCUGGAUCCGGCAAACUUGCCAGAAUAUACGCCAAAUAGCUCAACUGUGCGAGGUGUAGAAAUAGGCAUAGUUCUUUUAGUGCUACUCGUUUGGGUUGGAGCAAUCGCCUUAUUCUUCAACCGUUGGGGUAAAAUAAGAAUGCUUCUUCCCUAUCAGCCAGAUUAUAAGCAUGAACAGCUUAAAGUACCUGGUACUGCUGCGUGCGCAGCGGCAGUCGCUACGGGUAAUACAUGUAACCAUCAUGGAGAACAAACGUGUCAACAGAAUUGCAUUCACCAUUCCCGCACACAAAGACCUAGGAUGAACUCGGCCAUCUUCACAUCAUACAGUGGACCAGGAUUCGACUCCAAGGAGUUCAUGCGCAGAUACGGUUCUGUAUCAAAACUUUGCAGAAAAGCAAAAAGUGUGGAUAACAUUUCUUUAGAAGAAAAACACUUCGGCUUGCCCACACUUUCAGUAUCUGGACCAUCUCCACCUGAAGACGACGAUGCUGAAAUCGAAGAAACACAGUCCUUUCUCAAAGACGAGAAAUGAUCCACAAACAUUUUAAAUGAUAUUAGUACAUCCUGUGAGGAAUUUCAAAGAAUAUUACCCUUGGUACUAGCAAUUCAAAACGUGUAGGUACAUAAUAUUUUCUGGAAUAUCCACAAUUCAUGUCCUAACUUUAUUUCUCUUUUAUUAUCGAAUCAUCAUCAGAAUAUACUGUUUCCUCAAAUAGUUCCAGAUAUAAUUUCCAUAUUUCUAUUUGAAAAUGUUUAUUCCUAUAAAUAAAUGAAAUGUGUUUUUUUAGUUAUUAAGCGAAAAGUUUUAGAGCACUUCGAGAAAAAAUUGUAGUUUUUUUAUUGAAUUAUUACCAAAAAUGCUUGGAAAGUAAAGGCUUGAUAUUGGAAAGAAAAAAUAUGAAACCACUUGAACAUCAAUUAUAAACUCAAUAAAAAAACAAUAUCAUUCACACAAUUACUACAACGAAAUAAGAGAAGUACAACAGGUCUGUCCAAAGUAUCUUCUAUGUUGAUGAAUAAUCUAAUUUUUUUUGUUAAGAUUCAAUUUUUGCGCUAUUGCCGAAAAGGUUUUCAAGUUCGAAAUAUUUAAAGAAGAAAAUAUUUUCAUGUAAAACUUUUCACCCUUUGAUAUUUUCAUAAAUAUGUAUACCUAUAAGACAAAACAAAAAAGGGUGAUCCAACUAUUCCGGUCUUGUAAGUUCAUCCUCUGAUAAGUAUCACUCAGAGGCUUAACUUAAAAAUAUUUACUGGAAUGGUUUGUCUCCUACAAUACUAUGUCAAAUUUCAAGAUCAGUGUUACUUUUGGAUACAGAGUGUUACAGUGCUCCACUUCACGAACAAAAAAUUCAGAUGUUCAAAAUUGACUUUCAUUUCAUUAUUUUCAUAAUAACAUCCUUUCAUCAAUGAAAUAUUUUGAAAAUUGAUAUUUUUCGAAAAGGUCCGAAAACUUUGCCCCCGAAACUUUGAAUUGCCCUUUUGAGAUAAAUUUCCUGAAAGAAACACUGUUGCCUUGGAUAGUUCCAAAGAAAUCGUUUAGAAACAACAGAUGCAGUCUUUAGUUAUGCAUUCUUGUUAGGAUAUCUUCUCAUCAAGCAAUGAGUUCUUGGAAAUAAUUUCAUAGAAAAAAUUGUGCUUAUUUUAACACACAAUUAUGAAAUACUUUGUACAUUGGAAUAUAUGACCAAUAACUUUUAUUAAAAUAAUCAUUGUAGUCGGACAAAAAGUACACUGCAAAAAUUGUAAAUAACUGCUCAUUAAUUUGUUAAAAAUCAUGGCAUAAAUUUAUUACAUUUCCUGAAGAACUUUUUUCUAAGCUAUCAGUGGUUAGUAGGUUUCUUUUGUAACAACAUGAAAUAUAUCAUUAUUACAUUUCCUUUUUAAUGUAACGGACAUAUUGCAGUAUAUUGUUACACUUUUACAACGAAUUUCAUGCAAUGUAUUUAAAUGUACCUUUUAGUUUCAAACCCAUGCUUUUUUAGUAGUUUUAAAUCUUCCAUAGUCUUAUUGCUGAUUUAUUGUAAAGUUAUAUAUUUACUGUGGAUAUUCCAAAACGAUCAUCAUGAAACCAAUCUUUGAGAAUUCGCACAAUUCUGGGUUAUUUGAGGGUGGGUGACAGUUAAAACUCGCUUGUGAAUACUUUUCUACAACAUAAUUCAUUGCAUGUAUAUAUCUCACAUAUGUGAAAAGAAAUUCUUCUUGGCAAUAAGAAUUGAACACUAAUGGUGCCAAUAUGUGAAGUGAAAUCGUAAAGUGAUUUGAUUUAUCUAUGCAUCAACCGGCUAUAACUAUAUCGUAGAUUAUAACAACAUUAAUAUGAAUACCUAUUGUCUAAUUUUGAUCACUGAGAAAUUUCUAGUGUUUCAGAUCUGUUUCAGAAAUUUCCCUCCUUUAGAGAAUGGUCUUGACUCUUGACUACUAAAUUUGUGAAUAUUCAACUCUUAAAUUUACAAAUAAUAGUAAUAAUCGUUUUAUCAUUGAAAAAUAAAACAGUCUAUUCUAAAGAUUUCAUUAGAAAGAUCUUUCUGGAUGUUUAUAUCACAAUAUUUAACUUAUCAAGGCGUCUCCUGGAAUUUAACUAGCACAUACUUUUCUCAGUGAUCACACAUAUUCGCCAUAUUCGCAUAUGGGUAAGUGGUCAAACAUUUUUUAUCGAUAGAACAAUUGAAAUAAGUUACGUGCUAAAAUCGACCAAUGAAAUUUCUAUGAAUGGACUGUAUAAUACUGUAUCAAAUAUGUAAUUAAAAAUUUUAAAUUGGUUUCCCACAUCAUCCUUAAAUAUAUAAGCAUAAUGUAUCGAAAGGUUCAAGUCAUUUCUAAAGGUUUUUGAUGAAUUGAAAACAAAUUAAGACAAAAUGUAAUUAUUGUUUAGCCCAACCGUCUUCUGUUGAGGAAUUGAACCCUUUGGAUAUUCAACGAUGUGCCUUUUUUGACCAAUUAACUUUCCAACAUAAUACAUUCGAUACAGUUGCAUAUUGAAAUUAUCAGAAUAAAACGAAUACCAAACGAAAACAAAAAAAUAUCAUUUAGAUCGUGAUUUCAACUGUGGGACCAAGGAUAUAUCAAUUCAAAGCUUGAUUCAGUGAAGACUUGGAGCAAUUUUGUACUAAUAAUUCUAGAAGAGCUUCAUUGAUAGAAAACUGUUUGUUCAAUUCACCCAUCUAAUAAAAUUACAUCUACUCACUACGACUUCAUUUUCUAAUUACUAACUCUACAAAAAUAUUUAUCUUGCUCUAAUUUUGGGUAAAAAUUGGUAUAUAUAUAUAAAUAUAUGUUAUAUAUUUAGAUGUGAGACAUCCAAAUUAAGUCAAUUUUUCAGAUAUAAAGUAGAAAAUAUGUAUUAUAUCAGUUUAGUUGAAAUAAUCAUUAGAGAAUCUACAUUA